This is a messenger RNA of Episyrphus balteatus (marmalade hoverfly), 825 nucleotides long. RefSeq names its product mediator of RNA polymerase II transcription subunit 29 (gene ix). Gene Ontology annotation, molecular function: transcription factor binding; transcription coregulator activity. The record is from RefSeq and is a predicted model, not a curated record. Gene Ontology annotation, cellular component: mediator complex. Bases 65 to 682 code for a protein of 205 amino acids. The transcript has a single exon. Lineage: Eukaryota; Metazoa; Arthropoda; Insecta; Diptera; Syrphidae. Gene Ontology annotation, biological process: regulation of transcription by RNA polymerase II.
AAAUAAAAAUCUAGUAUUCAAUUUCUGAUCUCUAAACUCUUUCUAAUUUCUCAAAUCUACAACAAUGAAUAUGCACGGAAUGCCUCAACCAGGAAUGGGUGGUCAAAUGAUGCCCGCUGGAGUGUCACCUGUAAUGAUGCAACAAGCCUCCCCGCAACAAGCUCAGCAAAUGCAAGGAGUCAUGGCUUCACAGCAAAUGCAGCAAGCGAAUCCUCAACAACAACAACAACAACAGCAGCAGCAACAACAACAAGCAGAAAAAAUAGACAACAUAUCCAAAGUUAAAAGCCUCUUCGGACCUUUAAGGGAAUCACUAUCACUUACAUUCAAGCAUGGAGCUGUAUCUCUGCAACAGAACAAUUUGGCUGACACACUUAAACGAGACACCACCAAUCCGGCUCGUUUUGACAAACACCUUGAAGAUUUCUAUUCCUACUGUGACCAAAUAGAGUUGCACCUCAAAACAGCUAUUCAGUGCGUUCAACAGUUAUCUUCGGCACAGCAUUACCUCCCCGGAGCAGUAACUGCUGUGCGGGUUGAUCCAUGCAUGCCUCCAGACAACACAAAUGUUCCCAUGUCUUAUCCCCAGUAUUUGAGUACUGUUCGGGGUCACGUUCAGUCGGCCAAGGAUAUCCAUGAUACACUUAUUAGUGCGGCACAGAAUAUCUCGCCCAGUGACUGAUGAAAGGAGACCGUCUAACUCUCAAGGAAUUAGGCAUAAAUGUAUUUUAUUUGUGCAGAAGAUAAAAAAAAAAAAACAAAUCUGUAUUUUUCUUUUUUUUUUUUUUUGUUAACAAAAAUAAAUAUAAAUUUUAAAUCAAUUGG